This is a messenger RNA of Staurois parvus, 756 nucleotides long. The record is from the annotation of a GenBank genome assembly. Lineage: Eukaryota; Metazoa; Chordata; Amphibia; Anura; Ranidae.
AUGCUGCCAUCAGACCUUAGAGACAAAUAUCUAGAAAGGACAAACUGUUUACCUCCUCCAAUUUUUAUCAUCUCCAUCAGUAUUGCUGAGCUGGCAGUAUUCAUAUAUUAUGCAGUCUGGAAGCCACAGAACCAAUGGAUCACACUGGAUGCUGGUAUUGCCAAAAGCCCCUUCACCUACGUACCAGAAAAAAGAGAGGAAGCCUGGAGAUUUAUAUCCUAUAUGCUGGUUCAUGCUGGUGUACAGCACAUCAUUGGCAACCUGUUUCUUCAGCUUCUUCUUGGAAUCCCAUUGGAGUUAGUUCAUAAAGGCCAUCGCAUUGCAUUGGUGUACCUAGCAGGAGUCCUUGGAGGAUCAUUAGCUAGCUCCAUCUUUGAUCCAUACCUAGCUUUGGUUGGAGCCUCUGGAGGAGUCUAUGCCUUAAUUGGUGGCUAUUUCAUGAAUGUCAUAGUGAAUUUCAAGGAUAUGGUACCAUUGUUUGGAAUUUUUAGAAUUCUGGUCAUUGUAGUAAUAGUUGGAACAGAUGUAGGAUUUGCUUUAUUUAGAAGAUAUAUUUCUAAAAUCGCUGGGCCAAGGGUGUCAUUUGUGGCUCACUUUGCUGGAUGUCUGGCUGGAAUGUCCAUUGGUUAUACAGUAUUUAGCUGUUUUGAUAAAAACCUGAUAAAAGACCCCAGGUUCUGGAUCUGCAUUGCUGCCUACUUAGCUUUUGUGGUUUUUUCAGUACUGUUCAAUAUAUUCUUGUCUCCUGCGCCUUAA